Molecule: messenger RNA, 1508 nt
Organism: Arachis ipaensis
Lineage: Eukaryota; Viridiplantae; Streptophyta; Magnoliopsida; Fabales; Fabaceae
Source: RefSeq, a predicted model, not a curated record
CUUAACAUCACUCGUCGCUGGCUCUGCCUCUCUCCCUCUCCGCCGUAAUUGAAGCCUCGCUCUGUGAUCUAGCACUCUCUCAACCCCCACUCUCCCAAACCCUCACUCAUCGCUGCCUCUCCAUCUCUCAACCCCUCACUGCCGCAUCCCUCACCUCAAUCGCGUUUAGCUCCCUCCCUGGAAAAAAAGUUCUUUGUUUACUUACAGCUCAGAACAAGUAUAAGGCAAGGGAUACACGAGACUGGUACUAGAUUAGUAGAUUUGGUGAUCUUGCGGUUCCUCCAAAUCAUCCUGCUAGUUCUUUGUUCGCUGCUGCCACCACACCUCUCAUUCUGCUGCUGUGGUACUGCUCCGCUGCUACUCUGCCUAGCCAUCUGCUGCAUUCACUUAUUUUCUCAGCAGCUUAUUGACAGUUCUCUGUUCACUUUCGCACCAGCUGAUCCUCUUUGAUUCUGCUGCUUUGCUGCUGAGACGCUGCUCUGCUGCUAUACUUAGCCAUUUGCCUAGAGUUAUCAACCAAUCUGUGGCUAAUGCCGGACCCCUUAGUAGAUCUCGAACAGGCUCUUCGCCUCAAAAGGGAAAAAUUGACAGCUGAGGAGGCAAAUUUUCUUGUAUCAUAUAGAUACAAAGCUCUGAAUGAAUUUGCUACUGCAUUUGCUGGGGGUGCUGCUACCUGGGCAGCAACUUGGAAGCUCUGGAAACCAUUUCGAGUCUACCUUUCAGCAGGAGCAGGAGCUUUCUCAGGGAUGUGGAUGUUUUGGAGAUCCUGGUAUUCUUCUAUAGAUCAGAUUCUUUCCAUGGAUGGCAGUAUAUUACAGAAGGAGUUAGCAAAUAUAUUGCUAACAAAGUACCCGACUGAUACUUAUCCACUUCUAAAGCCAAUUAUGUCAAAGCACUUCUAUGUAGAGAGGAUUUUUGAUGAUUCAACCCCCAAUACAGCCAAGUUAAGAUGGCGAUACCGGAAUUUCUAUAGUGAUAAUGCAGUCCAUGGUCACAGGGCACACGAUAAUGAUUCUAAUGCUAAAACCGAAGGCAACUCUCCCAAUGGUUCACAUAAUGAUUCACGAGGAGAUUCCAAAACUGUCAAUGGCAGCAAAAGUCCAAAUCUUGAGGCAAGAUGUAUUGCAAAAGCUGUUCUUGAUACCAUGACAGAGCUAGACCCUCUUGAUAGUCUUUUUGAUGAUGGUUCGCCCCAGGAGGAGAUUCACCAUCCCAACUCCCCCGACAAACCAUCAGGAACACAUAAUCGAAGCCACAGAAGAUCUCGCCGUAGGCGUCGUAUGCGUAAUCAUGAAGACCUUUCAAAGAUGGAUUGAUCGAUAUUUUCCUUUGCCUCUAGAAUAUUGCGUAGGGCUAAAGACAACAAAGAUGGAUUGUCUCUUUCAUGGAACUAAGCCUCUAAUUUUGCUGGUUCUUGUCACCUUUGGGACAUAACUGUUUUCUAUAUAAAAAUAAAAUUUAACUCUUCAUAACUGUUUCCUAUAUAAAAAUAAAAUUUAAGUCUUCAA